AUGAUGAACUGGGCGAAACAGCAGCUGGCCAAUGUCGCCGGCACCCAGGAACCGAUUUACGGGCCCUCUGCUAUCCACUCUGUAGCAAAGCAGGCGGAAACAACUCCUUACACAGAGCUCACGCGCGCGGACAUGCAAUGGCAGGCCAUGACGUCGACCUGCGUGGAGACGCAGAGUUUCUACCUGACGGCAGAUAGCGGACAUAUCGCCCUGGUUCAGGUUAUCUACAGCAAUGUUGUCGGCAUACGGACAACCUGCCAAUUCAAUACGAAGAUUUUUUACCCCCGGAGCGAGAACAAGCCAAACCUCUGGUCCUCCGAUCCGCUAUCCAAUGUCGACUUUAGCGAAGACAAGACAAACUUCUAUGCGGAGAACUGUGCUGUUGAGCUUUCAGAAGAUGGUAAGACUUACACGAUUAAAUCCAUGACCAAUCCCAAAUCCAUCGUCAACAUUACCGUCACCCGGGUCGCUCCAGGCUUCCAAGUCGGCAAGGAUGGGAAAACACUCUAUGGUACGGAUCCCGAGGCUCCAUGGGGCACUAUGAGACAUGCCUUUUGGCCACGGAACACGGUCGAGGGAUCCAUUCUCACCGACGAUGGGGCUAUUGACUUCAAGGGCAAGGGAUUGCUAUCCCAUGCACUUCAAGGCAUGAAGCCACAUCACGCCGGAGCAAAAUGGGACUUUGUUAAUUUCCAAGGCCCGACUUACUCGGCUAUCAUGAUGAAAUUUACCACGCCUCCAUCUUACGGAUCGACGGUCGUCAAUGUUGGUGGGCUCGUAAAGGAUGGCGAGAUUAUUAUGGCUGGGGCCUCGAAUAUCGUGACACACACUAAGGUGAAUGGCGAUCCUGAAAACGAUUGGCCAGAGCCAGAAGCAGUGAAGUUUGAGUGGAAUGGCAAGACGAAGGAUGGAAAGACUGUGGAGGCCGUGCUUGAAGGCCCAUUGGGUGAGAGGCUUGAUAGGGUCGAUGUUAUGGCAGAGGUACCAGGUUUCGUGAAGACGAUUGUGGCUUCAGCCGCAGGAACAAAGCCAUACAUCUAUCAGUACUCCCCACAAACCCCGAUUUCGCUCAAGAUCAAGGUUGGCGAUGAAGAAUCGUCUGAGGAGGGCGUAGUCUAUUCAGAGGCAACGUUCAUCUGUGAAUGA
Messenger RNA from Venustampulla echinocandica, 1146 nucleotides. RefSeq lists its product as uncharacterized. Gene Ontology annotation, cellular component: cytoplasm. Lineage: Eukaryota; Fungi; Ascomycota; Leotiomycetes; Helotiales; Pleuroascaceae. The coding region runs from base 1 to 1146 and encodes 381 amino acids. Gene Ontology annotation, biological process: response to oxidative stress. The record is from RefSeq and is a predicted model, not a curated record. The transcript has 4 exons.